AUGAAUUCUUAUUAUAGGAAUAACACAAGUCGGCAUAUUCUACGUAUUGUGGCAGUGGAUUUAGGCCCACAAAAUAACAGGGAUAAAAAUAGAGAGGAGUUUAUUGUUCAGAUGGGAAAGACAAAGUAUUCUUUAACAAAUUUUUUGCAAAUUAUUACUCUUGAAAGAGAUACUCCUUAUAUCAAUGAUUUACGUUAUAAUAUUAUUAGUGAAUUGGAAGCAUUCGAGCUACUCAAGAAGAGCAACACUGAGGGGAAAAAAAUGAAAGAAGGUCUCAUUAAAAGGAGAAUAAAGAAAAGCUUACAAUCAAAGCAGAAAUUUAUGAGAAGAAUUAUAGCAUUUCAUAUUGUUAAAUGUGUAGAAACUGUGAUAGAUAUUUUAGAUAAGCGAGACAUGGAGAAUUGUCGAGUACAUCACUUGAAAUCCGUUACUGACACCGUUAAUGCUUAUAGAUACAAGUCUCUUUUUCUCCUCCUCCCUCCCAACUACUUACUAUUUCUAAAUCUAAUUAAAGAACGUUGGUUAAAAACCAAAAGUAAGGUAAGAAAAAGCCCUUUGGAGACUGAAUAUGAAUCAACGAAUUCUUAUAUCAUUGAAGCAUGGUUGAUGGUGGCAACAGUCGACAACUGUUGUGUUGACUGGACCGAAUUUACAGAAUCUUGCUGGGAUAGACGUCGGCAGAAAGAAGAAGAUUUCUAA
Molecule: messenger RNA, 699 nt
Organism: Cokeromyces recurvatus
Lineage: Eukaryota; Fungi; Mucoromycota; Mucoromycetes; Mucorales; Mucoraceae
Exons: 6
Coding region: 1-699 (232 amino acids)
Source: RefSeq, a predicted model, not a curated record